AUGACCACUCUGUGGUAUUCCCAAAGAGCAACUCAAUCUCCAAUAAGAUUUCCAGCUGUCAUACAUUUUGGGAAAUUCAAUGUGAAGACUUGGUUUUCUACCCGAUUUCCACAAGACCAUGAUGCUAUAAAAUUAAUUUUUUGUGAAUAUUGUUUGAAAUAUACUCAGUGCCAAUCGGUUAUGAGAAGACAUAUGCGAUAUUGUAAUUGGAGAACACCGCCAGGAACUGAAAUCUACCGAAACGAAUGUCUAAGCAUUUUUGAAGUUAAUGGAAGUAAUCACAAAAUAUAUUGCGAAACAUUAUGUCGAAUUGGAAAACUAUUUUUGGAUGUUAAAACUCUGGAUUAUGGCGUUGAACCGUUCCGUUUUUAUAUUCUGACGAAAAAUGACUUUGCCGGCAGCCAUUUAAUUGGUUAUUUUUCAAAAUCGAAACACAGGGAGAACAAUUUUAACGUGGCUUGCAUCAUGGUCAUGCCACAAUAUCAAAGAAAAGGGUACGGUCGACUUCUAAUUGAAUUCAGUUAUCUCUUAUCUAAAAUUGAAAAACAGCCUGGAACACCAGAAACACCCCUUUCCGACUUGGGUCAAAAGUUGUAYAAUUCAUAUUGGAAAACUGUUAUAUUGGAAUAUUUAGAUAAAUACACAAAUAAUGGCAAUAYAUGUAUCAAUAUAUGUAUUAAUCAUGUUAUCAGUAAAACAGGUUUAAUGGAACAAGACAUCAUCAAUACCUUAAAUUCUCUGAACUUUGUUGUGAAAGUAUUUAACACAACUACAAUAUGUAUUAACUGGGAUAUUGUAGAUGCUCAUAUGCAGAGAAAAAUGAAGUUAAAAAAGGUUCAUAUCAAUCCAAAAAAAUUAAAUUGGACACCGCCAACUAAAUCAUAA
Messenger RNA from Diuraphis noxia (Russian wheat aphid), 885 nucleotides. RefSeq names its product histone acetyltransferase KAT7-like. The record is from RefSeq and is a predicted model, not a curated record. NCBI's taxonomy places the organism in Eukaryota, Metazoa, Arthropoda, Insecta, Hemiptera, Aphididae.